Molecule: messenger RNA, 399 nt
Organism: Parnassius apollo (apollo)
Lineage: Eukaryota; Metazoa; Arthropoda; Insecta; Lepidoptera; Papilionidae
Source: the annotation of a GenBank genome assembly
AUGGAGAAAGCAGGAAUACAAGAAUCCAAUGAUGACUUCACAAGACUGGAAAAAUUAAUAAAAAAAUGUAUGGAAGAAAGCAAAGUAAUAAAGACCAAAAUUAUGAAUGAACCACAAAAAGAAUGGAUAAACAAAAGUAUCAUAACAGAGAUCAAUGAAAGAAACUUGAUGUGGACAGAACUACAGAACAACCCAGAAAGAGAAAACCUGAGAAAAAAGUUUAUCACCAAAAGACAUAAAAUAAUCAAGUUCAUACGGGAAACAAAGAAGUCAUAUUAUAAGAAGGAAUUCGACAAAUACAGUGGAAAGCCCAAAAAGCUAUGGAAUUUACGCAAUACUCUUACAAAUAAUAAAUUUAAACAAAGAUGCGCUCCUCCCAAACUAUUGUUAAUUCAAUAG